UGUUUUUUGCAUCUGCGUAUUCAUUUUUUUUUUUUGUAUAUCUGUAUUCGUACGAUUCUCUGAUAAUUGCAGACAUUUCAAUGUGGAUGCAAUUUCAAGGGUUUAUCUGUUGAAUCAUAUCGAUUUUGAAUUUUAAACGACUGAUAUCAAUUUUGCUGCUUGAAUUUUCAGUUUUUGACUGUAUUUUUGAUGGUUUAUGGCAGGUUUGGCUUGUAUUUGGUAAUUAGAUUCAAAAAGAGAAAAUGUCUGGACGAAUGGCUGGAAAGUCUGUAGCAAAAGCAGUUGGGCAAUAUCAAUAUCCAUGGCAAGAAAAGUUGGCAAAAUACAAGGAUGAGCUUUCAAAGGGAGUUUGGGGUUACUGGGUGCUUGGAGCCUGGAAACCUCUGGGGAUGAGUGCUCGCCAUCGAGCUCGUCUGCGCAAGGAAGUUGUUGUUGCUGGACAAGAUUGGCCAUACGGUCCAGCGAGAAAGGAAAUGAGAACGAAGCAGAAAGGGCACAAGUGUAACAGAAUAUCAGCAGAAAAACGGGCAAAGACAGCCGAACUGAUGCAAAAAAUGCCUGAAAUGUUGGCUGAUUACAGGAAGAGAAAGUGGGAAAGGAAAAUGAAAGCAGAAGAAGAUGCUGCCAGAAAAUCAUUGCAAGAAUAGAUUUCCUGCUCACUUGCCUUGUUUUUUUUUUCUUCCCUGUGUAUUUUCGAGCCCUAGCAAUGGGCGCGAAUAGCGGUAUUUACAGUAAAUAAAAUUAUAAACAUUUGUUGUACGCUAAACAAAACUUAUUAGGUUCUCGUUAAUUCAGUGUUGUAGUCCAGAUAUUAAACAUAAUUAAUUUAGGGCUUAAUUAUGUUUAAUGUUCCCUGAAUAUAGAGUAGUGAGAAGACGUACAUUUUUUAUCA
This is a messenger RNA of Solanum lycopersicum (tomato), 892 nucleotides long. The record is from RefSeq and is a predicted model, not a curated record. NCBI's taxonomy places the organism in Eukaryota, Viridiplantae, Streptophyta, Magnoliopsida, Solanales, Solanaceae.